Molecule: messenger RNA, 2982 nt
Organism: Esox lucius (northern pike)
Lineage: Eukaryota; Metazoa; Chordata; Actinopteri; Esociformes; Esocidae
Gene: tarbp2
Product: TAR (HIV) RNA binding protein 2
Exons: 8
Coding region: 179-1222 (347 amino acids)
Biological process (GO): regulation of miRNA processing; regulation of siRNA processing; regulation of viral transcription
Cellular component (GO): RISC-loading complex
Molecular function (GO): double-stranded RNA binding; pre-miRNA binding; siRNA binding
Source: RefSeq, a predicted model, not a curated record
ACGACGUCAUAAUUCACUGAACAAAUGCAUUUUUGGUGGGACUUGAAGGGUGCGACGUAUCUCUUCACAUGUCGCUACCACUAUCGACUUGGAGAGUAUCAGUUAGCUAAUGAAAUCAAGUGUUAGUAGGGGCGGGAUUUGCAAUCCGCAACCUUGGCUUUCUCUGGGUCGAUAGGGAAUGAACAACGAGACAACACCGGGCAGUUGCAAGAAAAACUCUGGGUGUUCCAGUAUUGAGCAAAUGCUGGCUGUGAACCCCGGCAAGACGCCCAUCAGUCUGCUGCAGGAGUAUGGAACGCGGAUAGGUAAGACCCCAGUGUACGACCUGCUCAAGGCUGAGGGCCAGGCGCACCAGCCCAACUUUACUUUCCGCGUGUCCGUGGGAGAGAUUAGCUGCACCGGCCAAGGGCCCAGCAAGAAGGCGGCCAAGCACAAGGCAGCGGAGGCUGCCCUGAAGAUGCUGAAAGGGGGAAUAGGGGGACCAGUGGUGCUAGGUGGAGGUGUGGGAGAAGGGUUUAUCGGAGUGGAAGUGCCUGUGGAUGGGGAAAGCUCUACGUCAGAGAUGAAGACUUCUGGAAGCAGCACGUCUCAACAGUCUGAAUGCAACCCUGUGGGAGCUCUGCAGGAGCUGGUGGUUCAGAAAGGCUGGCGUCUCCCGGAGUACACAGUCACCCAGGAGUCAGGCCCCGCACACCGCAAGGAGUUCACCAUGACCUGCCGGGUUGAGAGAUUUGUCGAAAUUGGCAGCGGAACGUCCAAGAAGCUAGCCAAGCGCAACGCAGCAGCCAAGAUGCUGUCCAGGAUCCAUGACGUUCCCGUGGACCUGAGGAGCAGCCAUGAGACAGAAGCAGAGGAUGACACCUUCAACAUGCACAUGGGCAGCAGGGCGGAGGCAGGGAAGUGCAAAGGUCUGGGCUGCACUUGGGAUUCUCUAAGGAACUCAGCCGGGGAGAAGAUUGUGCAGCUGAGGAGCCACCCGUUGGGCAUGCCCAGCUCCAACUUCUGCUCACUGCUCCAUGACCUCUCAGAAGAGCAGCGUUUUGACGUCAGCUACCUCGACAUAGAGGAGCGAAGCCUGAGUGGCCUCUGCCAGUGUCUGGUGGAGUUAUCCACUCAACCGGUCACAGUCUGUCACGGCUUCGCCCCAAACCAUGAUGCCGCUCGUGCCAGUGCAGCCCACAAUGCCCUGCAAUACCUCAAAAUCAUGGCCGGGGGGAAGUGACUUUGCCUCCCUGGACCAACACAGGUGUCCAUGGCCAACCUCAACUCUGGUCACUGGAUGCCUACAUUUGAGGGUCCUCUCACUAAUGGUGGUCAAGGGGAUGUAACUGUUGAUUUACCCAUGCGACAAGUUUAUACAGAAUUUUUAUGUCGUGAGGGAGUUUAAAUGUCUUUGCCAACUUGGCCCCUCACACAACCCCCGGAGCCUUCCUUUGUGUAAGUUACUUUUAAUUCCUUAAUGCCUCAAAGACAUGGAAUACCCCUUGUUGAAGCUUGAUGAGGGGCUAGAACUCAAAGUUCUUCCGUGCCCCUGAAGAUUCCCCAUUGAUGGUCACGCACUGUUUCGGCAGUUACAUGCGUAGAGACAAAGACUGCAUGGAAAAAGGCAGAAGAUAUUUUAAAAGAAAAAACAUUUCACCUUUUAGUUAUCACACCUAAAACGGUUUUCGUUGAUUGAUGAAAAGGCAUUGUCUGCCUUUUCGUUACUGAAGACUUUGUGUAUGACCAAGAACAUUUGUCCCUCAUUGUCACUUCACUUGGGUCACUGUUCAAGAUGAUGGUUUUGCCCCAAGUGAAAUGUAAUUUUGGAAAUGUAUAUUUACUUCUCAGAUUCUGAAAUUGGAGCCCUAUGUCCUUUUAAUCAACUGUUUAACAAUACUUUUUAUUAGGCCUUUAGAAAAUGUAUCUGUGUAAUAUAAUAUUACAAUGUUAGAGUAAUGUUAAGGUACAUGUUUUAAAUUGAGUUUACAUCUGCAGUACAUUAGAGUACUGCAGAUGUAAGUACUGAUGUAAGUACUCUUUGAGUUUUAGUUAUAUUUUAAUACUUUAGGUACUAUACUAAUAAAUUUGUUAAUUUUCAGACCCCACAAAAGUACAUUUUAUAUUGUGUGAAUAAAUUGCUACUGUAUAUACAAUUAGUAAUUUUAGACAUCAAAUGUUUGAAGGCAACUUUGAGGCAAUGUUAUCUCAUGGUGGCUUUCAUUAAACCAUAUUCAGGGCCUUUCAUUUUAGGAAUAGAACUAUUGUCUUAAAUGUAUAGUAUUCUGUGGUCUUGUUGAUUUUAUCAUGUCUAAAAUAGAGCAUCUAAAUUAAAUAAGACUAUACUGAUACAUUUGAUUGAAUCAUCAAGGCUUUUGAAAUUUCAAAGGAUGCUAGCGUUGGAUUCGAUAGAACAUUUUAAUUUGGUAUUCUAAUUGACUGGAAUUAAUACCAACCAUAUUUUAUUUUUCUUCCACACCUGUUGACAAACUCUUUCUUCAUCUACCUCUGCUGCAUGCUAAUUGUGUAACUUGAGCUCAGUAUUCUCCAAUGUUUUUUUCCAAGAGUUCAGAUACAUCGUUAACCCAUCGUGUUUAAUGUAGGUAAAUGUCAAGUAAAGGAUGGUUUUGAUAAGCGAUUGUAUACUAAGCAUGCUGGCCAUAGAAGGGUACGUUCCUUUCUGGAAUAGCUGUUGCAUAUUACUGCAGGAUGUAUAGCAAUGGAAUGAAUAGAAUAGACAGUCUUUACUUGAAUAGAAACUUGUUUUAAUCUCUUUCUGUGAAUCUUUUCCUAUCUUAUAGGCUUAAUAUAGUUGGAUAAAACAGGCCCCUGAUGAUUAUAUGGUUAACAGAGUGAGAAGUUUUGCUGAAAUUCACAGCUGAAUGUUUGGGAUGUUCAGGAAAGUAUUGCAGAAAUACAAAGUAGAAUUCAAACACAAAUGUCCUAUCACUGUUAUAAAUUGAUUGAUAUGUUACUUUCUAAAUAAAAAUGUUUUUAAAAGUU